Molecule: messenger RNA, 1035 nt
Organism: Schistosoma rodhaini
Lineage: Eukaryota; Metazoa; Platyhelminthes; Trematoda; Strigeidida; Schistosomatidae
Source: the annotation of a GenBank genome assembly
AUGGACUGGUUGAUGGGGAAAGCUAGAGGGGUAAGUCGUGGCUUCAUGCAUUCCCCUCCCAGCAUUGUUUCUUCCGCUGCAACAGAACCUAUUCCCGUUGUUCAUCAUAGUCAUUGUAUCUCUCCGAAUGGCACUCCGCCAUUGAGUACUAGCAGUGUAAGUGCUGAAACUGACAACAGACGUUCUCCUGUUCCUGUGAAAGAGUUUUCUGCAAAUGAAUCUCGUGGCGGCUCAGCUGUAAAGUUUCGCGCCCCUUCACCUCUGUCUGUAAACGCUCAAGUUUCUCAGGUGCCGAGCAAGUGUUCGCAAUCACCUGGGGUGUCUGUUGAAACAGAAACUCAUGCUGACCAAAAAAUUCCAAUGUACAUGAAAAAUGUUUAUGUUUCCCAGCAAUUACCCAUAUUUUUGGAUUCAUCUUAUCCUGAGUUCUGUGAUGUUGUAGAGCCAUUUCCAGCUAUGGAUACAAAUGAGUGGCUUGCUGCACACACGAUUGCCUUAUUUGACAAUAUUAGUAUAAUAUAUGACGCCAUAUAUGAGCUCUGCGGUUGCCGAAGCUUGUGGGAGUCUUUGGAAGAUUCAGGGAUCCACAAUAUUGUCUCCUCAUUGUUACUGGAAAUUUCAAAUAGUUCUCUUGGUGUACAGAGCGAAGACGAUCGCGGCAAAAAGAACAAAAGUCUCAUUGCAGGCUCCAUCUCACAAUACAGUAGAAUUUCAGCUCGUCAAGCUAUUGAUGGUGCUCUAUCUUCUUGCCAUGAUCUUAUUCAAUGCCCUCGUUUAUUUCCUAUACGAAAUGGUGAACCAUUUCCUCCUGAUUUGCCCCAGUAUGUUUCCGUUAUAUGCAAAAAUAUACUAGUCUGUAUAGUUCAUAUGUAUGUUGCACAUUUUAAUCAUCUAGAUCAACUUGAGUUAAUACCUCAUAUGAAUACCCUAGCCAGACAUUUCUUCGCAUUUAGCAAGAGGUUUUCGCUUGUUGAUGAUAAACAGUUGGAUGCUUUGGCGUGUUUCAGUCAUACAGCAUUUAGUUCAAAUACUUGA